Porites evermanni is the source of this 25526-nucleotide messenger RNA. NCBI's taxonomy places the organism in Eukaryota, Metazoa, Cnidaria, Anthozoa, Scleractinia, Poritidae. The record is from the annotation of a GenBank genome assembly.
AUGAUUUUAGCGUCAGAGAACAGAUUAAGGAUUGCUGACCGGUUCAGGAGACAAGUUGUCAAGGAAGGACGAUGCCCGUCGUGGACUUUGAUAAGGAACUGUUCGUCACUUGAACAAUGCAACUGGGAUGGAGACUGUUCUAGUACUCAGAAGUGUUGUAAGAGCACGUGCGAAGCUCGAUCAUGUUAUGAACCUCUAUUGGCUAUGCGACCCGAUGAAGGUAAUUAAAGGAAAUACUCUCUUAGACACUCAUAUAUCUUUUCGUUAUUUCUAAGGGACCUCUUGUUACUUCCUAAUAUCGAAGGGGACUAAUUAUAAUCUUAUGCUCGUCUUAAUCUUGGUUGACUUUUCUUUUUUAGUUUCAUCCCUGUAGAACGUAUUUUGAGACUAUCGGCUUCAAUACGGGCAUUUGACUUUUGUCGUGGGUUUAGCAUUACCUCAUCACUUGCCCACUCUAUUGGAUAGAAGCUUCUAAUUAUGAGCACUAGCACUGAAUUACUGUAUCAUUUCCACCCAGCCUUAAACACGCUAUUAAUUCAAGGGACGUCGCUUUGAUUGUGUCUUCACGGGUUCAUUACUGCAUACGACAAAAAAAAGUAUUUAUGAAUUUACUGCUUCAGAUGCCUGCCCUAAAGAUGAAACCCAAAUAGCAUCACAUAAAGGCAAUGCUAAUUGUCUUCCAGGAAGAAUAAGGUUCUGCUAUAAAGGCAACUGCAAACGGUAUGGCUUACGUUACCACCCGUUAGUAUUUUAAUUUUUAAAAUGUUAAACUAUGGUGCAACAGGCAAACCAUGAUGAUGAUUGUAAAGUCUGUACCUGUAUGGUAGUGUGGGUCGCCCUUCUCUAUGAGGUUGUGGCCAAGGGGGCUCUAAAACUUGAUAAGAAAAUUGUCUAUUUUUGACUCCUUUUUCCCGAUCAGCCAAAGGAUCUACUCUCCUCGGCUUGUUGUUGCUUGUUUGUUUUUGCGUGUGACUGUGUGUGUGUGUUUUUUUUUACUGAAGGUGUAGCAAGUUCCAAUCUGUACCACAACGUAACACUAUGAAUAAAACAUCUUUCUUCUAUAAGUUAUCUUCUUAAAUCAACCCUCGUUUAUUUGCAGAUGUUGUUUCCACUACACCACAUGUAACCCAUAUUCGGAAAUGCUCAUGACUAAGGAAGAGUGCCAAAUAGGUAACAAUCUUUAAGAAAAUAUCUCCCAAAGAAAUUUUUUUACAGACAAGAUAUUUAGCAUGACCCAUUUUUUGUUUUUUUAUUAUAGCACUUUGUUCCCCAAAGAUCUGUAAGUUUCCUGGAGAAAUAUGCGUGCUUGACAAAUACAAUACUCCGAGAUGCUCCUGUCGAUCAAAAUGCCCUACUCCCCUUCCUGGAGAACGUGUUUGCGGGACCGAUGGAAUUCCUUAUAAGAGUGCAUGCGAGCUGAACAGAACAGCCUGUAUUUUGGGAGCAAAAGAUAUAACGAUAAAGAGAUACGGAAAUUGCCAGUCAAGUGAGUCUCAUUCAUGGUUAUCUUGGUAAUAAGUCACUUACUAAGACUGUGAUAAUAAAAGGAAAUUUUUUAUUGUUUAUCAAUUGUGUCGUAAAUUUAGGAAUUUAAGUUUGGGCUGUCCCUAGUGAGUCUGUGAUUAAAAAGUAUUCGAGUUGGACAAAAAAAGACUUAGGAGUUCUGAAUAUUGAAUGUCGUUUACUUUACUUUUUUAUGCUUUUGUUUGUUUGUCUUAUUCUUUGAUUUAUAAUUAUUUGAUUUUAUAACCAUUUCGGAGGUGACUUAAUACUUCAGUUCUGUCGAUCAAGGAAAUUCUAAACUUCAUUUUAAGAAGAACGGAAAACAAAAGCGGUGUGCCAGGUAUAUGAGCGCCACCCCCCCCCCCCAAAAAAAAAAAAAACAAUAAAAUUAAUAUCAUAAUCUUUUUUUUUUAAUUAUUUUUUAUUUUUUUUUUUUUUUUUUUUUUUUUUUUUUUUUUUUUUUUUUAAUUUUUUGUUUUUUAAACCAUUUGGGGGGGAACUUAAUACUUCAGUUUUGUCGAUCAAGAAAAUUUUAAACUUCAUUUUAAAAAAAAAGGAAAAAAAAAGGGGUGGGCCAGGUAUAUGGGCCCCCCCCCCCCCCAACAAAAAAAAAACAUCAAGAUCAUCAGACCAUACGUUUAAUAAUUUAUUUUUGAACCCUUUCGGAGGGUACCUAAAAAUUUCAGUUUUUCAAAUAAAGAAAAUUUAAACUUUCUUUUAAAAAGAAAGGAAAACAAAAAGGGGGUGCCAGGUAAAUAGGCGCCCCCCCCCCCCCCAACAAAAAAAAAAACAUCAAGAUCAUCAGACCAUACGUUUUCAUCCAUAAUUUACCAUGGUGAUUUCAUUACUGACUGUAGGAGUGAGUGGCGUAAAAUUCAGCCAGAGGACUUGUACUUUUAAUAUUUUCCAUUUUCGUAAUUAGAACAUUGUGUUCCUAGAUGAUUUUUUCAUUUCGAUCAAUUAAUCAUUAUAAUUUUUUCGUGAUACGAUUUUCGUAUUCAGACGGGGACAAGGUUACAGUUAGUACAACCCAUAAGAAGAAGCAAGUUCUCCCUGCUUACAAAAAAGGGGAGCUUACAUGCCGAUUUGAGGGAGUUCCUGUCAGCAUCAUUUGGCAAAAGGUGGGACUUCGAACUUUGCCAGACCGAAUGGUACCACGUAUGGGCAGGUUAGAUAUCCUAGAUGUAGGCAUGCACGACAGUGGCAUGUACAAAUGCAUGGCUUACGACGGAUUUGGAACAGCAGAGGCGGAAAUAAACGUAACUGUAAAAGGUAAGCUUGAAGUUAAGGCAAAAUGCUCUGUAAAGUAUCUCCCGCAAAUAAUAAUGCACAGUGCGUUUUAAACCUUAACUAUAGUUAAUUUGAUUGCCCAAUUCGAUAAUGUCAUUGGCUAGCUCGCAUAGACUUUGACUCCUGUUGACUGUGAGACGGUGAUAGGUAUGGUAUUUAGAAUGGGCCUUUAGUAAAUGACAAAAUAAAAAGAAAAGGAGGAGAAAAAAAGAGAGAGAAGGAAGAGUGAAAAUAUAUGCUCUUGCCAAUUAUGAGAAAGACGGGAUGCCGUAAACCCUGUUGUUGUCAAAUGUUUUAGCGACAGCUGCGAAACGUUGCAUUUAAUUUGGUAUUUAUUGUAGGACCGUCUAGCAUCGAAAAAAAGAUCAUGCCUCGUAAAGACUGUUUAAAGCCUCGAAACUCUGGAUACUGUAGACUCUACAACGUUCGAUGGUACUUUGAUGGCAAAGAUGCACUCUGCAAACCAUUUGUAUAUGGCGGCUGCGGUGGCAACAAGAAUAAUUUCCAUACACAAGAAGCUUGCAGUUCUGCUUGCAACCAUGCAGGUAAAUAACACUGUGGAAAAUUAAAUAGAGUGCCUUACAUGGUUUUAAAAAGAUUUAUCGGAUUAACCAAAAAACUGCAAAGUCAAUCCCAACUACCAGUGAGAGCUGUCAUCACUUGGCCAAUUUUCUAUUUGGCUACGUAAAUUGAAAAAUCAACUGUGCUUUUUGUAGAUAGAAUGAAAUAUUUUGAAAUAAAGUAAACCUUAUAAGAAAUUUAAAAAUUUUGCUUAACUAUUUGCAGUUCACGAUCAUAUCAAUUCAACCUUUGUUUUCCUUUCAGCUGGAGAUAUUUGCAAUUUGCCAGUGAUCGAAGGCCCGUGUAGAGGCUUUAUGCCAAACUGGUUUUACAACGCGAAUACAUCACGGUGCGAGCAGUUUGUGUACGGGGGUUGCGGUGGUAAUGCUAACAGAUUUAGCACCAAAGCAAAGUGUCAGCAACGAUGUAUGGGUACGUAAAUCCUCUCUUUGCACUCAACUGGCUCUAAACUAAACGUAUUUUUAUAUCGUUUUUGCACGCUGUCGAGAAAUAGUUGGCUGCAUGACACAUGUCAUGACAAAUCGAUGUUCAGAUGUCGGUCCGAUUUCGCCUGCUAAUGUAGCGAUAAGUUUGGAUGGACCUUCUUUAUAUAAGGAAGGUACAAGUACUACAAGAAUGAACAAUAGAAAUCAGAUUAAAUCGCUCUUUAAAUUGCUUGUUGGCAAUUCUGCAGAGAGGUGGUAGGUUCUCCCUUGUGGGCCAUGGUAAGUCCAAAACAUGAGGAGUACUGCUGGGAAGGGCCAUGGUAAGUCCAAAACAUGAGAAGUACUGCUGGGAACUUUCGAAUUGAAAAUUCGCAAAUAAGACUUACUAAUGUCGAUAGCGACUUUCCAUGUAUCACAGCAUCUUUGUCAACCCUGCUGAAAGAUAAAGUAUUCAAUUGAAUGACGAAGAGCCCAACCCGAUAUGCUUCAAUUUUGUUUGUUUGUUUUUAAAUUACUCGUGAGUGCUAUUACGGCUUUAUUAUUGGUACCUUUUUUGUUUACAUGUUUCAAACUAUUCACUCUUAGCAGGUGUUGGAUUUGCAGACACCCUUUGUUUACGACAACAACUUGCUGGUAAACGUAGUAAACGUCUGGGUGCUUUUGUACCAAAAUGUCGGCCUGACGGAGAGUAUGAGGAGAUGCAGUGCCAUGGAUCAGUUUGCUUUUGUGUGGAUGAAGGCGGUGAAGAAAUCGUUGGCACACGGGUUCCUCGGCAUCAUUCUCUCAACUGUAAAUCACAAUCACCUCCUGGUAAAGGGACAGAGCUUGAUACCACAUAAUACGAAUAAUAACAAGUAAUCAGUAGUUUCCAAUCUCCAGCAGUUGAAGUUAUAGAAUCAGUAAAUGAGUUCUUUUCCACUGACUUCAAGAAUAGCUGGCUUAGGUUAUGGUUUUCGCUCAGUUUCAUCUUCCUUUGCUCUUUUGCAUUGUAUCAAGGUUAUCACAUUUCUUUUACGCAAUAGACUACGAGUAGUCCCCCAUUUUUCCUCAAGGGAUAGUAGAGCGAGCGAAACGCGAGCGCUCGUGAAAAUCACCCCACGCGAGAAAAGGCGACACGCGGCGGGGAGAGAGACAAAUGAUUUUCACGCGCGCUCGCGUUUCGCUCGCUCUACUAUCCCUGAGGAAAAAUGGGGGACUACUCGUAGUCUAUUUACGCAAGUGCAAUGGGUGUUGUUCAGACGUUCAGGUAACGUAUGGUUGAGGUAAAUUCUAAGCGUAUCACAAAUAUCGAAUAAUUUAUUUCCAAACCACAGGAAGUAGUUUCAACCAAAUUUGACCGUUAAAAUGCUGCUUUUCCUUUAUAAAAGCUGCACGGCCCUUACAUAUGGCAAUUUAUUGCUAUCCAUACAUUUCUAAUUGUCUUCAUCCCCUUUUUAGAAGGUGUUAUUACUCCCUGCCAGAAGGCGCAAAAGAAUUCCAAUAGUCUUCCUUUUGGUGACUCACAUUUAAUUCGGUGUAAGCAAGAUGGCAGUUACGAAGAGGUGCAGUGCAGUGGAUCAACUGGAUUCUGUUGGUGCGUUGAUGAGAAGGGUUUCCAACUUAAUGGAACAAAGACUAGGGGACCUUUAAAGUGUCCUUCACUCGGUUUGUAUACGGCUUUAUCUGCGUAUGUUUAUAACUAUCUCAACGUCACUUCCUUUACCAAGACGUCGUUUGGGCACGAUUUCUAGUUAUAGCCUAUGAAAAAAAAAAUGCAAUUUCGUUGCACACCCACAUAGAAUAUAGUUUCCUUAGUAUCAAAUUAAAGCUUAGCGUUUACUGAAUUGUAAUCAUUCUCUUUUUAGACAUGAAACCUUAGUAUAGUUGUGAAAAAGGGGAUUUUGCUUGGGGUGUGGAUGGGGAGUAUUUUUGACCCUUAAUUAUUAGAAUCACCAAAUGAAGAAAUCAAUUCAACCUUUCAACUCAAACUUUCACAAAAUGUCAAUUUACUGGUGAAAAUUGACGUUCAUAUAACCUUAGUUUGGCCACUAUUUGUCAUGGCAAAUAAGGAUUGUUUUGUUCUCAAUUUUGUUAUUUUUUCAAUUAUAGGCGUAAGGUUAACGCUUUGUCAGAAACAGUACAUAACAAAUUCCAGAAGUCUUCAACCAAAGCGAGAACCUCCUCGGUGUCAAGAAGAUGGAAGCUUCGAGAAGAUUCAGUGUCGUGGAAUGACGUGCUUCUGUGUUGAUACGGAAACUGGGAGAGUUGUAAAGGACAGUAGCAUCAUCACGCUUUAUGGAGAGCCUAGAUGCCACGGUACAGGUAAGCAAAUACUAUACGAAAGAUGAUAAUUUCUCUAGCGUGCGCGCACUGCGCGUGAUUAGCUUCGGCUAGUAACCAUGAUUUAAAGUCGUUUUCAUUGUAACCACGUUACGCUUUAAUUCUAAAUGCCGAUUUACGUCUUCCGUAAUUGUUUCGAAAGUAAACUUGUUUUGCUGUUUUAUGUCCGCUUGUUUUAGGUCAUGGCCUCACACUUUGCCAAAGAAUGCAUGAAGAAGCCAUUACCAAUCCUACAAAGGACAUUUACGUUCCACAGUGCUCUUUCAAUGGGAGUUUCGUGGACGUUCAGUGUCAUGGUGCCAGCAACGAGUGUUGGUGUGUGGAUCAACAAGGCGAUGAGUUGACUGGAACGAGGUCCAAAGGGCCUCUGAGGUGUGACGGCCUAGGUUUGUUUCUCACUUUUAUAUUAACAGUGCUGUUAUUGUUAGAACUACAGCGUAGGCCCGUGUGAGGAUUUUUGAUAGGGUUUCUGCUUUGACGGUUGACGGAGUUUAAUACCUGUAAUCCGAAAUCUUCUUUCGAAUUCCUUCCACAAGUGUUUUUGAGUAUAUUUUUAGGUCGAACGAUUGACAGCCUAAACUAUCGAUGAGUCCUAUCAGCGUAUGGAUUUCAAAUGAGAUCCUGGUCGUAGUAUAACUAAUCGUUUUGCCAAGGGUCGUCGCCUAAAUUUGAAACCAUUUAAAGAGAUUGUUGGGCGUAGUCCUUUGCUUGAAAUUUCUUCCUUCGUCCAAAAAAGAAAGAUAAAUAAAUGAAAGGGAAAUGAAAAUCCUUCGAAUUUCCAAAUGGGGAAAAGAAGUUCGGGAAGAAUGAAGGUGCAGAUGGCAGGUCAAGUUUGUACUCCGCACUUGCAUUGCAGUAGUCCUAAAAAGUGUCCGCUUUAAGAAUAUUCUUCUAUCGUCAGGAAAUCAGUUAUCUGCUUGUCAAAAGGAAUAUCAGAAGAACCUUCGUCGCCAAUCCGCAAUCCGCUAUGUACCUCGUUGUGCUGUAGAUGGCAGUUAUGGCAAAGUGCAGUGCACGGGGGGAUUAUGUUAUUGCGUUACUCCACGAGGAGAACAGAUUCCUGGGACCAAGACAUUUAAUUCUGCCAGAAAACCAAACUGCUCUCAUCCAGGUAUAUUAAAACCUAUAGGCGGAAAUAAAGCAGUUUGUUGUAACUGUUUUUUUUUUAUUGAACGGUUUUAAUGAAUCUAAUUGUUGUCAGUUUUUCACCUUUUGACUAAACACUUAACAACAUUGGUUCAGUCGCUUUGUUUAUGAACGAUGCUGUUCGUAAGAAAACGUAGUGACAUUAGUAGAAAUCCAAAAACGCAAUCGGAAUAUGCCCGCUAAUACUCUCAUCUGGUUACUUCAAAUGACUAUCUGACACUGAUAACAUAGUUACAUGAACAUGCACUUGAUAAAUCUGAGCAGAGGUUUAAAAUUAGAUAUUUCCCUUUCUAAGUCUGAAUAUUGAAGCAAGCCGCGCAUUUUGGUUGGAAAUCUGCAACAGCAACGCGUCAAUGGCCACAUAAAAAAGUACUAUUAACGCCGUCUUGAUUCCCUUUUCAGAUGCCAACAUCAGCCCUUGUGAGAAAAAGCGUCGGGAAGCGAUUUUCUUUUCCCUAAGUUAUGUUCCUUUCUGUAAACCUGACGGAAGCUGGUCGGAGAUACAGUGCGAACGCCUCUCAAAGAAUUGUUGGUACGUGGACACUAACGGACAAGAGGUCCCUGGUACAAGAUGUAAUAAAUCAGAAAAGACACCCGCUUUCGGUUCGUGAUACUUCCUUUUCUUAAUUUCCACCAUAAAGCUUUUACACAUAAAGCACUCAUCAGUCUCAUUUGAAACAUGCGGUUGAACCCAGGGCCGUUUUCACGAAAUCUGCCUUUCUUGUUUUUCUGUUUUGUCCUGUUUUGUUUUUUUUACUUCGUGGACUUCAUUUUACCCAUUUUCAUUUUUACUGUUAAGCCACUAGGGUCAGACAAAUGUAACUAACUGCAGCUCAAAGACUAAGCGGCUGGCUACUCCCUUAAUUGUCAGUGUCAUUCCAUCGAUUGAUCUGUCUCUUGGUCAAGAGUUCACUCAACGCUUGCGUGCAUCGCCGAGAAUGCUAUUGGUUUUUGCGACAUGUACUUACAGUGCCAGGUUUCUCAAUGCGUGGCAUAAUACUUAGUGUGUAUCAACUUAGCGAUUAACAUGACAUCUUGUUGUAUCUAUAACAAUUCUUACUUCUUUUUCGUUUUACCUUUUGCAGAAAAGCUGAGCCCUUGCAGAAGGAGGUUGGUCAAUUUGUUAAGGAGCGCACAGCCUGGCAGACAUCUUCCAUGGUGCCGAACAGAUGGGUCUUACAACCCGAUGCAGUGUUCCGGCUCUUACUGCUACUGUGUAUACGAAAAUGGAAAUGUGCAGCCUGGAACAAGGAUUAGUGUCGCUGCGGGUAGACCUGUCUGCACACACAUCAGUAAGCUAUGAUUGACUGUCCCUGUAUACAAUUACACUUAUCUAUUUUAGGUGAAGGCUAUCUGCAUUUUGCCAGAGAGAGCCAUCGAUGGAAUUGGGUAAAAUCAGAGUAUCUGCGGCAAAUUAGGUAAAUUACAUAAUGUUUACAGUGACACAAUUUAAAAUAGGGGGCGUGACCUGUACUCGAUGCGUUGUUGUUGUUUAUACGUAUUACUAGAGAAAGUAGCGAAAAGUUAGAGGAAUGCAGUACCUUGUAGGAGUCUACAUAAACAUCAUACUCUUUUUCAUGGUAGAAACAAUUCCUUGUGUAAUAUUUAUUCGUUUACAGAAUUGUCUGUCUCUUCGUUCGCUUGUUUCUCAGGUGGGGCAGUAACUUCCUGCCAGCGUAGAUAUCGAAAGGCUCCAUUUCAGCUUUCCCAAAAUCUGUUUAUACCUCGAUGUAAACUAGACGGACGGUACGAGGAAGUGCAAUGCCAGUCCUCUAGUGGCCAGUGCUGGUGCGUAGACCAGAAUGGAAAGGAGAUUCCAAAGACCAGGUCAUCUGAGCUUAUAAAAUGCCCUGUCAAAGGUAGUUGGCGCUUGUAAUGGUGGUACUGUAAGUUUGCCAUAAUGCUACUGCUUCUUUUUUGAAUUAAGAUAGAAGAUGAGAAACGAAUCAUAAGGUCUUUUCUGGUGUUGCGCGGAAGGCGCUGGAUAAAUUUAAACGCCUGGCCAUAAGAGCUAGCUUUGACUCUUGAGGGACAGACAAGGAUGAGGCAAUGAUAGAUGGGUGGUAUUGAUUUUUCGCAACUAAAAUUGAUAUCUCAAAAAAAAAAAAAAAAAAAUUAUUCAUCAGCGCUAACAAAUCACAAGGCUCAAAAUCCAGAUCAUUUUUGUAGAAUUUAUGUGGCACCGUGCUGUUAUUGAGGAGUUGUUUAAUUUGAAAUGUAUGGGCUGCAGCAUUCAUUGUGUUGUUUCUUACUUGUAUUAAAAAUCAACGCGGAUAAUUUUUUAAAUUUAAAUCAAUAGUCAGUCCUUUGACCUCAUGCCAGAAGCGCUACAUAGAUUAUGCAAAGAAUCCGCUUCCAGGACUGAUGAUUCCAAGGUGUAAAAGGAAUGGCACUUUUGAGCCUACACAAUGCAAAGGACUCGACUGCUUUUGUGUUGAUAAAGAAGGAAAUGAGAUCAAGGGAACUUCUUUGCCAGUUAGACUCGGAAAACCUAACUGUGACCUCCAAGGUGUGUAUGUUGAUUGUAUAGUUUGUUUUUUAAUGCACUGAGUACCUUAUUCAUUGACAGCAUAUUCAUUAGUAAUAAACAUAAAGUAAUCGAAAAGUCAUGCCACACGCAUGAGCCCACAACAAGCCAGAAAACCCUCAUUUACCAAUAAUUAAUUCUACAAAACGGCAAGUCCUAGAAAAUUUGACAUUCUCCAUCCGUUCUCCCACUUCUAAAUACAUUCUUUCACUGGAAAUCCCUUCAAUUCCCGAUGUUUUCCUUGAGGUGAAUGUCGUAUUGGCUGAAGGGAUUCAGUUUGUACUAUAACCCCGGGGCUGUUGCCGGUUAACUAAACGGAAACAUUAACACUUCCACUAUAACAAGGAUAACGUUCCCGAAAAGAUGAGAGCCUCUAGGUUGUCAAUCUGUGGGAUCGAAGUGUCAUGGAAUAACUUGAAAGUUAUUGUUAUUAUUAUUAUUUUAUUUAUUUCUAACUAUGCAAUCAAGUGGGCUGGGUCAAACCCCAAAUGAAAACUUGCAUGGACCAUUGGUAGUUAUAUUUUUUAGGUAACAGUUGAAAAAGCUCAUUUUGUAAGUUUUUUGGGCAGAUACAGAGCCUCUGUCCAUUUGCCAAAGACAGCACAGCGAGGCAUUAAAACUUCCCGCCAGUCCUUUUCGUUUCAUUCCCACAUGCAAACGUGAUGGUAGAUUUGAAAAAAUCCAGUGUCUUCGAGCUACAAAGCAAUGUUGGUGUGUAGAUGAAAACGGGCAGGAAACCUUUGGAACGCGGACCACUGGUGACCUCAAAUGUCCUUCCGCAGGUUAGAUAUCAGACAUUUUUAAUUCGUUAUGGCGCAGACAUUAAGCUAUUACAUAAAUCUUUGUUUUCGAUACGUUUUUGAAAACCUCCAUUUACGACUCAACAUAAACCCAUCGGAAGCUCUAUUUUGACUUCUUUUGUAUUUUCUUCAUUCCACAGCUUCUCCUUUAACUCAGUGCCAAAAGGAGUAUCAAGAAAUUCUCAGAAGCUGGAUUUUACCAGGUCCUUAUAUACCUCAGUGUACACACGAUGGAAGAUAUGAACGAGUGCAAUGCCAAGGACGCUACUGCUACUGUGUAAACGAAAAUGGAGUAGAAUAUGCGGGAACACGAGUAGAUAUCACUGAAGGAAGACCAAAGUGUCACACUGGAGGUGAUCCUUUUUGUCUUUUUUCUCUUUGAAAUUACACUGUGGAAUUACCUCGGACAAAAUUAACCGACUUUUUUUGUUGCUCACGAGGAGGGAUAUCAACGAAUGGACAGCACAUCAUUCAUUAGCAAUGGGCCAAUUCCGAAACACAGUAUAUGUAUUUUUAAGAUGGUUCAUACACUGCUCCAAGACUUAGAGGAGUAAAUGAGGAGAAUGAACGGUUUAAUAUGUGGACCUCAAUGUGAUUUCACUUGUUUUAUUCCUCCCUUAAGCUUAAAGUAUUUGUCCAAUUCUGACCUAUUUAUUCUGUUAAACAAAAAUGUGUUUUUUAAUCCCUUUACAUAGAGGUCUCUGGAAGUGCUCUACCAUUUUUGUUUACCUUUGAUCUUUUGAUCUUAUAUUGCAGGCCACGCCCUCACUUUUUGUCAAAAGCACUUUCAGGACUAUCUUCGACAUCCAAAGCCGGAUCUAUUUGAGCCUCAUUGCAGUAAAACAGGGGCCUUUAAAUCUGUUCAGUGUCAUAAAUCAGAAUGCUUUUGCGUUGACCAAGAGGGAGCUCAGAUUCCACAGACAAGAAGGAAUAUUGCGACAGGGAAGCCCCCUUGUUCCUGGCCAAGUAAAUAAACUAAAUUAAUAGGAAAACUGUUGACACAUAAGCUAUAAUCAUCACAAGUUUUUUUUGUUGUUGUUUGAGACAAAUUCUUGCUACACUCACUGUGAUGGUGACAGCUGUAAGUUUUGUCAAUGGCGAUUUUCUGCGUCAUCUGAGUUAACAUGUAACAAGUCCAUGAAACGGUAAAGGGUUGUGGAAUUCAGUUCAGGCAGAUCUAAAAUUAAAAGGCAUCGCUCGUGCCUCCCCAGAGAGUGUCGAGUAGGCAAUUACACUAGACUUUUUGUUCAAAAAAAGUAAUUCAGAUCGAUUUCUGCAUGUGGUUUCUUCUGGAAUGUUUUAAUUUUUGUGCUUUUUAUUAGGAAUGGCUUUGACCAAGUGCCAGAAGCUUCUGCAAGAGUCAAUAUCCCGGUCAACAGAUCCUAAUCGGUUUGUUCCAAAUUGUAAAUACGAUGGUAACUACGUAGAACUACAGUGUCAAAACUCCUCUGGGUUGUGUUGGUGCUUGGACAAAGGCGGUAAACAGCUAAAUUUAACAGCAACAAACCAAAUAGUCAAGUGUUCCGGCAUAGGUAAGGUAGUUUUUCCGCUGAACCGUACGUUAUGUUUAUAGCCUUUGCUUUGAUACCCUGGCAUUGAUUAUUAGUGAUGAUAGGAUGGGUGGGGUUUCGUUUUCUCAAUUCUUUGUUGCAGUAGGGGGCGCUUGUAUUAGUUUUUGAAUGAUUUUUUUGUCACAGGAUGAUACAUUUUAUCCCUCCAUCGUUGCAGAGACUGAUUCUCUAUGCUGGAAACGCUAUCAACAAAACAUUAAAAGUGGCAUUCCAGGCUCCCAUGUUCCAUGGUGCAGGCCUGACGGAAGCUUCUCUCCUCUACAGGUUCAAUCGUCUCAGUUUUUCUGUGUCAACAAAAUGGGUGAUGAGGUGUCUGGCACUAGCGUUGAUAUGACCCUUGGUAAACCUGACUGCCAUGCAGCUAGUAAGUAAAUCAAUGAUUUAAACAGACAAAAAAUCAUGGCGCAGGAUGCCUGUUGUUCUCGGGACAUUUAAUUCCAGUUCAACCGAUAAAAUUAUGGGUCAGUCAUGCAUAUACUCUAUAAUCGUGCUUCAACCAUUGGUUGCUUAGAAUUCACACGAUGCUCAUUUUCUCUAAAAUUUAUAUGAUGUAGGCGGCAAACGUAACAAUGAAUGCAGCGCGCUAUUGUUUUUUCGCUUUUAGUCCCCUCUCUUUCGCAAAUCGUAUAUGCGCACAUUUCGCAGUGAACGUUAAGAAACUACCCUGCGUGGCAGGCGUUAGAACAGGAAGGAGAAGGGAAUUGGGGCUUCUCACGAGCCCAAAAUCCCCUUUCCACGCAGGCUAAGAAACUGAGCCUUGCCUUUUUGCAGGUAUUUUCAUAGGUCAAAAGUUAAACCGGAGAAACAAAGAUGAACUGCGCGAACGAGAUCUUAAUUACGUCGUAAAUAAACUGACUGUAUGUUAAAUAUUAAAAUAAUGAUGACAGGUGCGGUUAAUCUUAUUGUUAAAUACAAACCAUUCUAUUAGCCACCAGUGUAAGGCCCGUUUCAAACGUCGUGCUACUGCCGUGCCGAACUCAAUUGGUCGAAUUAAAUUCGACUUUAGCACGGCAGUAGCGCGACGUUUGAAACCAAGUCGUGCUACUGCCGUGUUGCACGGCAAGCCUUACCGUGCUACACGACAGCGACUCGACUUGGUUUCAAACGUCGCGCCACUGCCGUUCCGAGCUCAAUUCAUAAAUUAUAAAUACAUUAGAAUACAUUUUAAAGUUUGCCAAACCGUUUCUUUAUUUUUGUGCUUUGUUUUCGGCAACAGCCGUUCUAUUCGACUGAAUUAAAUUCGACGUCUGAAACCAAGUCGUGCUAAUGUCGUGCUGCAGUCGAGCUACAGUCGAGCCAGCUUAGCACGGCAGUAGCACGACGUUUGAAACAGGCCUAAGAGUGACAUACCCUAGGGAUAAGAUCAAGAAUAACAAGCGAACAAAAUAGACUUAACAGUAUUAUUUGUUUUGAUUUAAAGCAUCUCGUGGAUUUAUAGUAACGCCUUGUCAACGUGAACGUGCUCGUCGCUCCCAUCUUCCGUUGAUGCCUGGAAAACAUGUUCCCCGUUGUAAUGUUGACGGGACGUAUGAAGAAGUACAGUGUGACAUUGCGAUUGGACAAUGCUGGUGUGUGGACCGAGAUGGUAGAGAAAUAGAAACAACAAGGACUGAGAGAGUCAUUAGAUGCGGUGCAGGUACUUUGAUUUUCCUAGCCCGGGUUGUUCAAACGCUGGAUAGCACUAUCCACCAGACAGAUCACUUUCCAGCGGAUAAGUAUUAGGGAAACCAAUUGCGCUACCCAGUGGAUGGAGACUUAUCCAGUGGAUAGCGUUAUCCACCAUUUGAACAACUGGUGCCAGGAUUAUACAAGGAUUUGUUCUGUAGCUUCUCUGACCAACAAGAGAGUUAUUCGUUUUCUUCAGCAUGCACAGGUUCUAUGUCAAAUUCCUCUGGCAUCUGCUGUGUUAUCAGUAAAUUUUUUUAGCUCAAAAAUAUAUUUUCACUAUUGGCUUUUGAAUGCGAUUUCUUUCGUCACUUUUUAAAGUAUAAAAUGUCCUUUUGUAGAGAAUCUUACUUCAUGCCAGAAGCAUCAGAGAAGGGCCAUAGAAUUUUCAAGAGCUGGACCAAAUUCCUGGAACUUUAUACCGAGAUGCAGGGAAGACGGCGGGUAUUAUGAAGUGCAAUGUCACGUGAGCUCCGGCCAAUGUUGGUGCGUGGACCAAAAUGGCAAUGAACUUUGGGGCUCUGUGACUCGUGGAUUACCAGACUGCUCAGGUAAAUAAAUGUAUAAGAUAACUCGAAAUUAAACUGCAUUUACUCAAUUGCAUGCAAGGCUCCGAUAGCAUUGCUCAACCCACAGUAGCUGGAAAAUCGUGACAGGGUAAAAGUUCAGAAAACGUUGAAGUGAAAAGAAAAGCGUGUCUGUUCCAUAAAAACUAGGAAAUUUCCACUAUUAAAUUCCCCAUUGAACACCCUGUCAUCGUUUAAACUAAAGCGGGCUCAUUCAGGCCAUAUUGUUGUCUUUUUAGAGCCUCUACAGUUCUUUCUUCUUUGACCACCACAGACUUGUGUAUCAAAACAUUCUUCCUCAGGUAAAUUGAGUAAAUUAGGCAGUCAUUGAAUUUCUGACCCCUACUCUAAGGAAUUAUUUAUGGUAAGUACAUACAUUCAUAUUCUAGAAUAAUUAUUAAUCAUAUAAUAUCUUUUUUAGUGAAUAUAACCAAUUGUCAAAGUCAUCGAAGUCGAGCCCUUGGUUUGGCAGGGAAUCCACCCCCGGGUACCUUCGUUCCGCACUGUAAACCUGAUGGAAACUACGACGAAGUUCAGUGCCAUAGUUACACUGGCCUCUGUUGGUGUGUCGAUGAACAUGGAAGUGAGAUCCUGGGAACUAGGAAGUGGACAAGACCUCGGUGUUCAAAACUUCCGACAGGUAACAGACUAUUCCUUACUCCUUAAAUGACAGACAAAAUUGGCACAAGCUUUCGGUGAAAAGACUUAUUGUAUCAUAUAAAUGGACUGAGAGAAUUCUCCAAUGAUUGCCUUUGAAUACCAUUGACUGUUUAUAACAUACGAAUGUCCACCCAAACGAUCAUUCAAAUACUGAAAUUGAAAUUCGCCACGGUGAAUCAACACGGUGCUUGGAAUGAAACAGGGCUUGCGUCACUGCAACCGACAUCAAGCCCUUCAUCACCCACCCAGCUAGCGUUGAUAGAUUGUACACACCACCGGGGUCUACCUCCAUCUACUCUUAACGAUCAGCGAUACGGGUUAUUUAACGUCCACAAGAAUAAGACCAGUGAAGGAGCUGUGAGACGGGAUCACGGUUUUCGUCGUUAUCCCCAAAACAGGAAUGUCAGACUAUUUUUAGUUAGUAUAUACACACUCAGUGAUCUUGGUGAUUUAAGCGAUCUGAUUGGUUCGCUAUCUCGGACUAUUCAACAAUAUUCACCUCCUAGCGAGUGGAUAAGGGACUGUGCAAUAAUUAUCAGGAGGGGGGGCGGGGGGCUGAAAAACUAGAGUUAUCUAGCAAAAACUCAGACAGUACCCCUCCUCCAAAACAAAAAAAUUAGUUCUAACCCCCCUCUGUUAUGUUAAAAAUAACGCCGCACCCCCCCCUUCACUUCCCACCACACUGACUAAAAACUGGACUGAGCUGCCAUCACAGCUUCAAUAAUGACAAAAGUUAUUAUGUAACAUCUAGUAUCAAGAAGGAUGUUGAUCGCUUGAUUGAAGAUUUAGACAAAGCAUUUGCUAAGUACCGGGGUGCUUACCACAUUACCUCAAAAUCUAAAACUUUUGAAGCCAGAAAGAGAAAGGAACAGAGAAAAAAUCAAAGAACAGGAGAUUGAACGCUUCAAAUAACAGACGAAAAAGAGGUUGCAUUAUAUUUAGAUCCUUGGGAGGAGAGCCUGUUCAACUUUGUUAUGAGCCAGAUAUAUAUGGAAUUCAGCAAAUCGAUUCAGUCGAUAAAGAAACAUUACUUUUAUUCACAUAAAAAACCGACAAAGCUUGUCUACGAGAUCUGUUUGAUUCCCAUUGUUUUAUGGGGGAAGCUGAAAAACAAGUUCAUGACUUUUGCUUUACAUAGGAUCAGCUCAAUUAAUUAGAAGACGGGUUAAAAUUGAUCAGUUGUGAAUUUGCUUUUCAUUUUGAUGGAAUAUUUUCAAUAAUCGUUUAACAGCUGUUCGUAUUGAUAUUUGUUACAGUCUAUCAUGAUGCCUGUAUUGAGAAUCUUUUAUUGCGUUUAAUUUUAUUUACAUUUCGAAUAAAACUUAAGGCCCCCCCUCCGUCAAAUGAGUGAUUUUACUUUGAGCCCCCCCUAUCUUGGCAGCAAUUUUAUGUAAUGCCCCCCCUCUAGUUUUUCAGCCCCCCCUCCUGAUAAUUAUUGCACAGUCCCUAAUGUGUGAGCUCGUUUUUUUUCCCAUUUUCUUAGAGAAAGAUCUUUUAAAAGUCGACAAAAUCCUAGGGUUGACUUUUUUUCAGGCAAGAAAAGACUUCGAAGGAUUCAAAACGGCGUUUUUCCAUUUUCUGUUGUUGAGUUUUGUGGUCGAUCGAUUGUUUACAACUCCCGUUAAUUCGCCUAGAAGAGGCCGUUUCGUGAACUCAGCGUUUCCUAACAAGAAAAAUUUGGCCCAAAAACGAAGUUUAUUUAUGACAAACAAAUUUGAAAGCAAAUGUUUUCAGAAAUUCUACGUUUCAAGUAAACACGAGAAAUAAUGCUACAUGAAGACGAUGUCUUACCUCGAGGAACCGAAUCGCCAUUUUUGUCAGCACUUUAUGCGAAGAACGACACAACAAACCUUUUAAUUUUCGGCUAUAAACUUGGCGAGUCAAAAGAAAACAACAAAGCUCUUCUUUUCUUCUCAGGUAAGGAAACAAUUCAAACUUUUAGCGGUUCCAUUUAAGUCAUUACGCUGUUGUUUGCGAAGUGAUAAGCUUGUGAAUUGCCAUGUUUGAAAAUUCUACAAAGAUCUAUUUUUAAACUGUUGCGUGUCUAGCUGACCUGAUCUGUCAAUCAAAUCGUACUUUUUAAUGAGACAUUUACCAGCGGGUAAAUGCAGUUAAUGGAGCAUGAAGCCCCAGGGGGGUAGGCUGAGAAAGCCUGCCCCGUCUUAGGCUCGGUGAUAUCUUGAAAGCCUGAUUCAUUAAAUGAAAGCACUCUAUUCUUUAAGCAGAAAACAAAAGCUUUUCAUGGCUAGAACCUCACUAAUUUGUCGCAUGUUUGUCAUCGUGUAUUUUCUUAGCUUCACAAAGAUUGGUCCCUGUUUUCAAAGCCCUAUUCAGAGCUAUUCAUGGCUAGACCUUAAUCAUGAUAAGUUGAGAUAGUUUAUAGUACAACUGUGCCUAUUGGCCGUACUUUGAGACACUGUCUGACUAUAAAGCUUUGCCAAUGCCACUCCUAGUCAUUAUUUGGUUAGCUUGCACGAAAGCAAUCAUUUAAAGUAGUUUUGUUACCCGCCCUCCCUCCCUUUGGAGGAGUUGUUGUUUUGUUAUGUCUCAAUAAAUUUUGGUGGGUCACUCCCUGUGGUGCGGUUAAGUCUGCGUUGCGACUUCCCCCAAGCUUUUGGCAUUGCUUGUGUCUUGCCAUCUUUUGAGCUAUUCCUUUGCCUUAAUCUUGUCCGAUCCAGCCCGUGCGGCGAUGGGGAGAUAAGAAAGGCUCUGCCAAGAUUCUUGUCCUACCCCACGGUAGUGGGGCGAUAAGUAAGGCUUGUGUUAUUUUGUGCGCAUAACCCGAAGUCGCUAUAACCUGCCACAGAGCUGUGUCCCCCCCUCAUUACGCCAUCAUGUAGUUGUUGUUUAUUUAGCCUGCGUGCGUCAUUUAUUUGCGUGACGUUUGCAUGCGUAUCUUACAAGCGGAAUAGUGACAUUAAUGGUUUCCUCCCUGAUUUUGUUGAGAUCACUUCGUGUGUAUACACUAAAACAAUUAUUCUUUUCAAUCUCGGUGAAUAGUGGCUUUAGGAAUAUUUACCGCGCCACUUCGCGGCUCGGUAAAUAUUUUGCCGCUAUUCACCUCGAUUUCAAAGAAUAGUUGUUAAAUAUCAAAACAUAGAUGGCGGCACAUUCUCCUGGCCCUUUUUAUCCCGCUGGGGUUUAGACCCGCGACUUCCCGCUCGGCAAACAGGCGCUUAUCCUGGCCAAUUAAGGUAAUAGGAGGCGACCUUUUCGGUCGCCGUCCCUUUUUCUAGCGAUAGUCUGUACCUUUACCGGAUACCGUAGACGUAUUCAACUAUUUAGUCAUUGCUAGCUGGUUAUGAAGAAUUGGCCUGGGGAUUUUACCUAGUCAGAAACUGAGAUAAAUUUUUAACGAAUAAUCAAUAGGUAACAAUCGUCAGAUAAAAACCCCAUAUUAUUUUCCCUUGAUUUAUUUUUCUCUCUAGAACAUGGAACUCCCCUUGACCUUGGUAUUCUAAUUGAUGCCUCUGAUACAGCUGUUGCCAAGAACUGGACAAAAAUGAAAGCUUUAGCGUCUUCAAUCGUCGCUUCUUUUAAAAUUUCCACCAGCGAAACUCAUGUUGGUAUUGUAGUGUUCAGCCGCGAUGCAGAAAUUCCGUUGUAUUUCAACACUUUACAGGAGAACAACCUCACAAAAGAAAAUGUGCAGAAAGUUUUAGACAAACUAAAGCCUAUUCAAGGGUCGAGUCGAUUCGAUGUAGCAAUGCAACUGACCGAGGAGGAACUGUUUAACGAGGCGAAUGGAAUGAGAAUCGAAAUACCCAAGGUGAGAAACGUACUUUUUGCACGUAUUAAUGUAGCAAAAUCUUAAAAUUGAAAUAGCAGAGAAAAACCUGAUGUACCGUCAGAUUGAAUUCAUACCAAGAACUCAUAAUAAGUGCUUCCUCCGAUUGGUAUUGACACUGAAACAGCAUUCUGAAACACUUGUUUGAAAAUUUGAAAUUUCUUCGAAAAGAUGGUGUUCUCUAGCAACGUGAGGAGUCAGUGACUUUCCAUCGCUAUCACAACUGAAGCUAUACAUCGAAGUGGCGUUGUUAAAGUCUCCCUAACAACCAUGGGAAAGAAAGUCGCACAGAAGAAAAUGGAUGGUAUAUUGUAUCGCAUGUCUGUUCAUGACCGUUUAUAGCUGGUUUUUUCAUCCUCUUGAACAAUCAAAAAGAUAACAUUGUACUUAAAAAUGACUUUGUUAACCCUAGGUCAUUGUUCUGUUAACGAGUAGCAGUCAGACGAAAAAUCAGGGUCCUUACACCCCAUUGUUAGCUUCUGCUCAAGGUCUGCGGGACAGAGGUGUCUUCAUUUAUGCUUUUGCUAUUGGUGACGAGGUGAAAGUUUCGGAGCUUAUGGACCUAUCUUCAGAUUACAGAAAUGUUUUUUCUGCGGAUGAUUUCAGCUCACUUCCGUCAGAGUUCAAAAUGUUGACAGAAGUGAUCAAGAAUGAGACUAAAGCGAAUUCUAAAGGUAGGCUUCAACUAAGUCUGAAUGCUGUCAAAGGUUUCAAAGAUGGGUAACACUGUACCACAAUCAGGACAGGAAAUUUCUUAGAAAGUAAUUUCAGCUAAGACCUGGUGCCCACCAGUAGGUCGCCAUAAACGACGGGCUAAUUUCUGUCGAUUUUUUUUGAUUGGUGACCAGGAUCUAAUUUUCAUUUGACGCUGACAAAUUUACGCGAAUAGGCAUGUUCUAAUUUAAAAAAAAAAGGUUGUCGAAGGUAGUUGCAGCAAAGCGCUCCAGAUUUCAAAGAGAAUAGCAAACCGCUAUUGAAUUAGAACGCAUUCAGUACAACCUUUUUGAACGUCUAACUGGGCUUCCUUGAAAGCCACUCUGUUAACUUUCUCACUCAGUUUCAUGGUAAUUUUGAUAUCUGGUUGAAUUUUGUUAAUAUGUGCUGUUUUAGAAUGGCUUUGCAACCUCGCUCCUGAACCUGGUCAGCUCGGAUGUCUUGGAUCUUUAACUGCGUUUUACUUUGAUGCCGCCUCAGGAGAGUGCCAUUCUUUUGUGUAUAGUGGAUGCGGAGGCAAUGCCAAUAACUUUCCCUCUCAUGAAAAGUGUAUGGACACUUGCAAAGGUGACAGUUUCUUAGUAAACUAUUAAGAAAUUAUUGAAUUCUGAUGGCUGCGAUGUCGUUUUAGAAGUAAUUUUGAAGAUACUCUUUAUGUCUUCUGCCUUGGAGAAGGGACAGUGAAAGUAACGAAUAUGAUAAUGACAAAAACUAGCAAGAGUAGAUAUAAUUCAAAAACGUAUCAUUAUCUCCAACACUGAUUACUGACUUAAUAAAUAAUAAUUUUGAUUGAUUGUAUGGUUAUAAUGCUUUACCUCUAGUUACACAGAAUUAUAGUCUUAGUUGUCUACGCAGAGACUUUUAAUUCUAAAAAUAGAGAGAUUUAGAGUGACGUUUAAGGCAAAUGGCAAACGUCAUAUUCAAGUUGGAAAUUUCUCAAAAUCGAAAACGUGCAGCUAAAAAAAGUCCAAAAUGUGAGGUAGAAGUAAUCAACAUUAAAGCACAAAUUAAGGGAAAAUUUGGUCACGUGGUACAAAUUCAAGUUUGCCGUUUGCCUUAUAAGUGACUCUAAAUCUCUAUAAUGUCAUUUUUGCAGUAAUUUGCCCUAAUUCUGUACGUGUAUUAUAUUUAGUCGUAUAUAAAAUGUAACCCAAGAAGUUUUUUGUUUUUUGUUACACAGGAGUUCUUCCAUCUUGUUUUGCUGAAGAAAAACGCCUUUUCGCCCUACAAGUAGGCCAUUUUACUCCGAAUUGCAAACCCAACGGCAGAUAUGAAGACGUACAGUGUUACGGCCAGACAGGAUACUGCUGGUGUGUUGACGAGUACGGCAAAGAGAUGGAGGGUACUCGAGUCAUGGGCAUACCAAUGUGUAGCCUGGCAACGGGUAUGUUUCUUUUUGUUCCUAAAUGUAUUAAUUUAAUUUACCGGGUAACUACCCAAAUUAAAUUCAGUAUGGACCACUGAACUAUGGUUUCUUAUAAUUUAGCAUUUGAUAGCAAUUUUACUAGUUCAAAUGUUUGUCAGAAAAGGGCUGCCGUAGUUUAUUAUUAUUGUUAUUUUACUUUAUUAGCCUUCGGUAAACUUACGCCAUGUCUUAAAGAAAGACGCAGAGCUCUGGAAUUGGCGGGCGUUCCAUCUAUUGGAAGGUUUGUCCCUGAGUGCAUGCCAGAUGGGCAGUACUCACAGAUGCAGUGCUUUGGAAACACAGACUUCUGCUGGUGCUCAGACAAGAAUGGUUAUGAAAUUGCUGGCACACAUCGCUGGGGAACGCCGCAAUGUCCAGUUGAAGGCGAGUGAAUCCAUCUUUACCUCAUUGCUCAAAGCCAAUUGAAGUCCGCUUUCGUUAGUUUAAGGCAAGCGACAUAACUUCAGCAACUGCAUGAUAUGUCUUGUUGAAUUGUGUCUUUUACUAUAAAGGUUUAUCUUCCUUGUGGUUUUGAGUAUUAUAUAUUUUCUACUGCCAUUGACCUUACAUUUUUAACAGUUUUUUGAAAGACAUGACUCAAAGUUUAAACAUAAAUCAGGAAUAUUUAUAGCUAAAGAAUAUCAAUACAAGUAGCUAACGAAGGAACCGGAAAAAAGUGCAUUUACUCCAUUACACUUCGCCUGUGUAAGUAACAGGGAAACAUAAUUUAAAGUCAUCGCCCAUAGUUGAGCUUGGGAACUGAUCCCUUAGCCUUACUGAUCCCUUGGCUCAAGUUUAACCUUGCCUAAAAUAAGUUUUGCCACAUUGAAAUACUUUGCACUCUUUAUAGUUCGUCCCGGCGUGUGCCCGUAUGUCUCAGAUCCAACUAAAUGCCCAGCAGAAAUGACUGAACAGACAUGCUCUCAAGAUAGCGACUGUACCGGAUCUUCCAAAUGUUGUGAUUGUGGAUGUGUCAGGCGUUGCACAUUUGUUUCUUUGAAUGAAACAGGUAAGAAAAUUUAGAUUAGAGAGACUUUAGAUUGGAGACUACUAUAGUCUCAGUGAAGGUGUGUCAAAAAGAUCUAUAGUGGUAACUGCGCUUAUGUUUGAGAAUAGAGAAAAAUAAUAUCCUGGUAACUUCUUUUCAACAACGUAGAUUAAAAAAUCUCAUUAUUUCUUUUUGGUUAUUAAGUGUUCAUAAUAAUGGACUUAUCUGCCUUUUCGUGUUUUCAAAAACUAGUUGCAACCUCAGACUGUGUCAGUGAACACGCAAAGUCGCUUUCCUCCUCGUGCCCCAUCCUCAAAGCAAUGGGUCGAUUCUUCCCAAAAUGCAAACCUGAUGGAGGAUAUGAGCAACUGCAGUGUGGACGAUCUGGUGUUUGCUGGUGUGUGGACGAGGAAGGAAAUGAAAUUCCGGGAUCAAGACAACAUGGAAAACCUAAUUGCAAGAAGCAAGGUACUUGAAUCACGAGAAAGCGGUAGAAAUGAUACCUGAAAUAGUGAAAUUGUAAAUUCUGUGUCUUUUAAAUAUGUAGUUAAUGUCAGUAAUCAUUGCCUUAAUAUGCCUUUAAGGUACCAUGACACAAUGUCAGCUGGAAAACAAGAGGGAUUUGAGUAUUCGCAGUAGAAGUCUCAUCGGCGUAUUCAUCGCAAGCUGCCAGUCUAACGGUUCAUAUGAGCCGAUUCAGUGUCACAAUGCGACUGGUUUCUGCUGGUGUGUUGACAAGCUGGGAAAUGAACUGGCGGGAACUCGGCAAUGGGGAAAGCCCAACUGCAAAGUGUCUAGUAAGUUAAUUGUUGCAAUUGCUGUGGGAAGUUACUUUUUUGUAAAACUCAGAAUUCUUCCAUGAAGAAUUUUUUACAUGAAGAAAAGGCGUAUCUAGUUCCUGAAGAAAGUCACACUCAGGUUCGACUUUCGUUUGAUUGAAUUUGAAAAGAAGGCUCACUGAUUAACUCUAAGAAUGAAUGGAAUUAUUCCCACGUUCCGUGCGCGAUCGUCGCACAUGACGGCGCAAUCUUUAAGAGAUAAGUUCUCUCCUGUUGGCUUACACGACGCAGGAGAGCACGCAAACUAUUUUAAUGUAUCGUACAUGAACUAUUAAGCAUAUUAACUAAAGAGGCUCGAAGAGCGAAAUAAAAUAUAUCUCAAGGCUUUUAGUUCUAUUUUUAAAACUUGUGCAAGCUCGAAUGAUUACCAUUGUAACAAGUUGAUAGCCACGUGGUAAAGGUAGCGUGUAAUAACGAAAAUGAUAUAUCAUGGCAGAUAUUUGUUAUGGCAGGCAUGGAUAAAAAUAUGUUAUAUUGCUUUUGAAAAGACAAAAUGCUAAUUGACCUUUGCUAACGCUAUACGUUUUGUCGUACACGACUAUUUCAUCGUUUGUGAAAGAAAAGUAAAAUCGCUCAUAGUUACGUCGUUGAGCCAUGGCAAAGGUGUUAUUUAAGUUACUUCAGCAACCAUAUUUUCAAUUCUUACUUCACCUACCAAUGCACGCUCUAUUUCUGUCAGUUUUUCAAUACACUAACCUCUUUCGUCCUUUUGAUGGCUUGUUAGAUAAAACUAUAACCGUCUGUCAGUCACGUAAAGAUGAAUGUCUGGACAACGCUCCUCCUGGGCAUUUCGUUCCUCAUUGCAAGGCCGAUGGUUCAUACGAAGAAAGACAGUGUCUUCAGUCUACAGGGGAGUGCUGGUGUGUUGACAGAAAUGGGAAUGAACUGCCCAGGACACGGUCCAAGCAAACGUUUGACUGUUCGUUGCUUGGUGAGUCAUAUAGCUUUAGGAAAAGCUAUAUCCUACAAUCCUACAGGCAUUUAUUGUCGAUGAUGAUGAGCGAUAACAUCAGGCUGAAGCUAAUUAGCACAGCCCAAUUAACAAAAAAUUUCCUACUUUUCUCCUUCUAGGUUUUCUUGCAUUUAUUUUUCUUAUGUAAAUAAGAAGUACAGUCAAACCCUGUUGAUACUGACCCUGAGGGGGUCAGACAAAGUGUCCGUAUUAAGCGGGUUGUAUUUAGAGAAGAUGUUAGGGCUUUCUUUUCCCAGGGACAAAACACUGAGGUGUCCUUAAAGUGGGGUUUGACUAUAUAUAUGAUCAUUUUUUUCUAUUUGUAUGAUUGUUUUCUUUUGUAGCAUGGCUUAGUCCUUGCCAAAUCCAGAGGCGCCAGGCCCUGGGACUGAAAGGAGUUCCAGUGGUGGGUCUACAUGUGCCUGAGUGCAAAGAAGAUGGGGGAUACAAUGCAGUGCAAUGCCACAUGACAUCUGGGUAUUGUUGGUGUGUGGAUGAACUUGGAAAUGAAGUCCCGGGAAGUCGCAAGAACGGAAGACCUAGUUGUGGUAAGAUAUUCACAGAACGAAAUAACCAACGAUCCUAACUGUACAAAAAGAUAAGUACGGGUUGCAAACAUUCCAAUUUGUCGCCAUCGGGUAAUGUUUGUCAAUAAUACUUUGCCAACUUGUUAGAAAAAAAAAUCAAUUGUUAUCUCAAAAUACCCCAUCGGGAAACAGAAUCUUAACAAAAAAAUAUAAUAAUAAUGAUAAGAAAAGUUUAACCAAUUUUCUUGAUUUUGUCUCCCGAAUGGUUAAAAUCUAUUGAUUAAUCCAGAAUAUGGGUCAUUUGGAAAGCAAAGCUGUAGUCAGUACUACUGACAUGUAAAUAGAACGUCUUUUGCUCCAAAAGAAAAGGAACCACCCUGCAAACAGGCUACUCAAGAAAUAUUAGAGUCGUUCCCACAGCCUCCUCCUGGGAUGUAUGUUCCUCAGUGCCGAGAGGACGGUGGAUACCAAGCUACUCAGUGUCAUGGCUCCACUGGAUUUUGUUGGUGCGUGGAUGAGUAUGGAAACGAGUUGACGAAUACGCGAGUUAGAGGACCUCUUAACUGCUCAGGUUAGACAAUCGAAUCUUUUCCCACUAUAACAAAUGGUCUUAGCGUGCGCAAAAUUUAAAAGUGUAAACGUAGCAAAGAUCGGCUGUAAUUGUUUUGGUUAGAACUAAGACAACACGCAUACUAAAGACGCUAUAGUGAUCGAGGCCCAUGAAAGUACAAAUUACAACUGGUUCAGGAAUGUGCAUGUAAAGUAAAAUAUUUUUAACUAAGCUUUGCGCUACAGUGACUUCUUGACUUCUUAGGAUUGUUGCCUCUUUGAAUAACAUAAAAUUAUUUGCUCCCGCCAUAAAUGACUUUUUCUCUGUCUUUUCCCAGUGUUAUAUCAUUUUUUCCAUAAGGACCAACUGAAAAGUGCUUUUGGUUUUGGGAAUUUACUUUAAACUACUAAGAAUAACAACUCAUCGGGAAUAAAACAAAGCCGUGACAGUCUAUCGGUUUUAUAUUAACUUGUAAACUUCUGUUCUUUCGUCAGCAAUCAAAGACCGAAAGCUGUCAUUAUGUCACAGUAGUUUUAAUGAGGCUGCUGUGGUCAAUGAACAGGACCAUUAUAUUCCACAGUGUAAAGCAGAUGGAUCCUACAAACAGGUUCAGUGUAACUCAGCGACAGAAGAGUGCUGGUGCGUUGAUAAAAAAGGACUAGAAAAACCAGAAACAAGAACAAAAGGGCAGCCUCACUGUGAUUAUGAAG